Molecule: messenger RNA, 2337 nt
Organism: Cryptomeria japonica (Japanese cedar)
Lineage: Eukaryota; Viridiplantae; Streptophyta; Pinopsida; Cupressales; Cupressaceae
Product: probable inositol transporter 2
Exons: 8
Coding region: 301-2052 (583 amino acids)
Biological process (GO): transmembrane transport
Cellular component (GO): membrane
Molecular function (GO): myo-inositol:proton symporter activity
Source: RefSeq, a predicted model, not a curated record
AAGACGUUUGAGGAAGUUUGAAACAUCACAAAUUUAGUAGGGGGUUUAAGCGGGAGGAGGAGGGGUCACUGUUGUGUAUGCAAUGUCAAAAUUCUUGUAGAUUGGAAGGGGACAGCAGUUUCAGUAGUGAUUGGGAGUUUGUAUAUAUAUAGAGUACAUUGAACCAGAGGUUUUCGAUUGGGAAAAACCAGUGGAUUUGGUUAUGUUGAUUUGGAUGGACAUUAUUCAAUCGAGUGUUUGAGGCGGCGGAAACAAAUUAGAAACUUGCAGUUUCUUGAAUUCGUUUUGUUCGGAUACAAGAUGGAAGGAGGACCUGUAAAGGUUGGUGCCCAAGAUUUUACAACAUGUCUUCGCUUGGUCAAUAAAAAUCCAUAUGUACUUAAAUUAGCUUUCUCAGCAGGCCUUGGGGGCUUACUGUUUGGUUAUGAUACAGGUGUCAUAUCUGGUGCGCUCUUGUACAUUCGAGAUGACUUCAGAUCUGUGGAUAGUUCUACAACAUUGCAGGAAACUAUUGUGAGUAUGGCAAUAGCUGGAGCAAUCAUUGGUGCUGCGAUAGGAGGAUGGUGUAAUGACCGUUAUGGAAGGAGAACAGCACUUCUCAUUGCUGAUAUCGUGUUUUUCAUUGGAGCAAUUCUCAUGGCUUCUGCACCCAACCCUGCACUGCUCAUUGUUGGUAGAGUAUGUGUGGGUUUGGGAAUAGGCAUGGCGUCAUUUACUUCACCACUUUACAUUUCAGAGGCCUCCCCAUCCAAAGUGAGGGGAGCCUUAGUGAGUACUAAUGGCUUUCUCAUCACUGGAGGUCAAUUUUUAUCCUAUAUCAUCAAUCUGGGACUCAGUAGGGCACCUGGUACUUGGAGAUGGAUGCUUGGAGUUGCAGGUCUUCCUGCAAUUUUGCAGUUUUUCUUGAUGUUUUAUUUACCGGAAUCUCCUCGUUGGUUAUACAGAAAGAAAAGAGAAGCAGAGGCAAUUGCCAUCUUGAAGAGGAUAUACCCCCCUGAAGAAGUUGAUGCUGAAAUUCAAGAGCUAAAAGAAACUGUAGAAGAAGAAAUACGGUUACAAGGAGAUUCUAAAAGUUUUAGUUAUGUCCAGUUGUGGAGGGUGAAAGAAGUGAGAUAUGCACUUAUUGCAGGUUGUGGACUUCAACUCUUUCAACAAUUUGUGGGUAUCAACACUGUGAUGUAUUACAGUCCUACCAUUGUCCAGCUGGCUGGAUUUGCAUCCAAUCAAGUUGCUUUGCUGCUAUCUCUUAUAACAUCAGGGUUGAAUGCAAUUGGUUCAAUUGUUAGCAUUUCUCUGAUUGAUAGAUAUGGAAGGAGAAAACUCCUAAUUUUCAGUCUGCUGGGAGUCAUUGCAUCGUUAGGUAUAUUGACUGGGGUAUUUCAUGUAACUACCGAAAGCUCUCCUCUGGUAAGCAGAAAAUCAACAGACGGAUUUUCAGGUUAUCAGUGCCCAGAUUAUGCUUCUUUGACUGGCGGUACAUGGGAUUGUAUGCGAUGCCUAAAGGCCUCGCAUCCAGAAUGUGGUUUCUGUGCAUCACCAGGGAACCAGUUGUUACCAGGAGCUUGUUUAAUCUCCAACUCAACAGUGAAGCAUAUUUGUCAAGGUGGUUCUCGUCCAUGGUUCACCAGAGGAUGCCCUAGCCGUUUUGGUUGGUUAGCUGUUGUAGGACUGGCACUUUAUAUCAUUUUCUUUUCCCCUGGAAUGGGAACAGUCCCAUGGGUCACAAACUCUGAGAUAUAUCCUUUGCAGUACAGAGGAACCUGUGGAGGCAUUGCUGCAACAGUGAACUGGAUCUCUAAUUUGGUUGUUUCACAAACCUUUCUCACUAUGACACAAAAUAUUGGCACUUCCAUGACAUUCCUGGUGUUUGGAAUUAUAUCAGUGAUCGCCAUUUGCUUUGUAAUAGCCAUAGUACCUGAAACUAAGGGCCUUUCCCUGGAGGAUGUUGAAAGCAUGUUGCACAAAAGAGUUAAAAAGUACAGUUUUCUCUUUGGGAAGACCGAUGAUGGCCCAACUGAAGGAGAUCCAAAUGUUAAAGGGGGCUGCACUUGAGCGCUCAUAGAUAGUGAAGUGUAACUUUUUGUGUUGGAGAUUUGAGUACAGAGAAAAUAUGAUAUGAACUGGGUAGAGCUUUUUGCAUGUCAGCUAUGGUAUAAUGUGAAGUACAUAGAUCAAUAUGCUGUAAUAUGCCUAUCUGUUUAAUUUAAUUGGUAUUGUUUUGUUCUGCUAAUAACGAGGGAAGCAUUACAGUACAACUUUGUGAAUUUAAUGAUUAUGUACCAGACUAUUACUUUCCCAUGAUUAAUUAUCUUAAUGGUAUGAUGAUCCGUUUGUUUC